CAGGCGGUCCGGGCGGUAUAUAAAGUAUCGUCGGAUUACUACCCGGGUACGGAAUCGUCUCUGUCCCAAGAGGAAUCGGAUGCGACUCUGUAUCUCGACCUAAAACCGCGGCUCGCCGUCGAUCGAGGUGGGCCAGGUGCAGGCGGGCGGCCGGCCGGCCGUACGUGCAAAUCAUGGAAGGGAAACAACAGUUUGCGCUGAACCUGCCUCCGGGCUACCACUUCACCCCGACGGAAGCCGAGCUCAUCGUCCACUACCUUCGCCGGAAGCUGGACGGCCUCCCGCCGCACCUGCCCAUCUUCAACGACGUGACGCCCAUCACCGACUACCGCCCGGAGCAGAUCACAGAUGAGUUCAGGGACUUCGGGGAGGGGGGCCGGUGGUACUUCUUCACCAAGCGGACCCGCAAGUACGCGACGGGCAGCCGGCCGGACCGGACCACGCCGGGCAAGGGCUUCUGGAAGGGCACGGGCCCCGUGAGGGAAAUCCCCAUCAACCCCGGCGGCAAGCUGGUCGGGCACGCGAGGACGCUGGUGUUCUACACCGGGCCGGACGAGCCCACCUACUGGACCAUGUACGAGUACGAGAACCACACCUCCGAGGCAGAGGCCAAUGACAAGAACAUCGACAAGCUUGGUGAGUGGGUCUUGUGCACGAUACAGAAGAAAAAGGCAGGCGGCAAGGCAGGUGGCAGGAAAAGGAAGGGCAAGGCGCAGAACCGCGCCGAUCAAGUCCAGAUUCAGAGCGCCGAGGUGCCGGAGACGGCGUGGCCGGAGAAUGUUGAUGAGGCCUACGUGUUCGACGACCUGGAGCAAACCGGUUGUCCCAGGAAGAGGCCACAGAUGCAGCAGCAUGAACCGCCGCGCUCAGAGACAAUGAUGGUAGACGACUAUGACUACAAUGGUAUCCAAGACAUCUGGGAUGAUGAGUACAUGCCGAUGCCGCCGCCGCCGCCGGAGUAUGAGGUGGCGCCUCCUGUUUCAGGUAUAGGAUACAGCUACAACAGCAUGAUGUAUCAGCCGGCCACCAGCUAUCUACAUGCUGCGCAUUACGCGCUGGAGCAGGAUGGGUACGCCGGCGGACAUCUCGGCAGCCUCUUGGGCACGGGCAACAUUCCAUGUACCUACCGGCCGCAGCAUUCCUGUGCCGCUGGAACCACCAACUUGCCAUGGAGCACGGGGACGACGACGAGCGGCCAGGUAGAGCCGUGAGACCCGCGGUCUCUGGUGCACUUCGGUGUGGUUCGGGGAGCCUAUAGAAUAGAUUUGCCGGAUAGUUAGGGGAUUUAUACGACUUGCAGAGAGCGCUCACUAGGAUUAGGGUAUGUAGUAAUAGUACGGUUUAGGAUGUCUGGUUUUUGCGUGUCACCUUUUGUUGUCGAGGUCUGUUUUGCUA
Molecule: messenger RNA, 1395 nt
Organism: Triticum aestivum (bread wheat)
Lineage: Eukaryota; Viridiplantae; Streptophyta; Magnoliopsida; Poales; Poaceae
Product: NAC transcription factor 32-like
Exons: 3
Coding region: 174-1211 (345 amino acids)
Biological process (GO): regulation of DNA-templated transcription
Molecular function (GO): DNA binding
Source: RefSeq, a predicted model, not a curated record